Ilyonectria robusta is the source of this 2079-nucleotide messenger RNA. RefSeq lists its product as uncharacterized. The transcript is spliced from 2 exons. Bases 1 to 2079 code for a protein of 692 amino acids. The record is from RefSeq and is a predicted model, not a curated record. NCBI's taxonomy places the organism in Eukaryota, Fungi, Ascomycota, Sordariomycetes, Hypocreales, Nectriaceae.
AUGCAAACCCGACACCUCUUCACCUUUGCCGCUGGCCUGGCGCUGGCGGCCGCCAAGAUCUCGACCUCUUCGCUCGAGAACUUCGUCGACUCGCUGAGCCUCACCAGCUCCUUCAACCCCAUCAAGGAGGCUUACUGGACCGGCUACCCCCACCAUCGCCGUACCCCCUUCGCCGUUUCCCCCGAUGGCUCCAAGGCCUUCCUUGCCUACCUCGACUCCAGCGGCACUGGCGUCCACGUCCAGGGUGUUGACCCCACCACCUUCGCGGCUGUUGGCACCGCCGUUAGCAUUUCCGGCGGUCUGGAGGCCGGUGGCCUCGUCGCUCACGACGACGGUUUCGCUCUUCUUACCAACGAGGUCGUAAGUGGUCAGGCUGACGGUGUUGGUAUUGCCGUUCUGUACCGAUACACCAAUGGCGUCAAGACCUUCCGAACCCUGCUCGGUGGCCCUGAUAUCGAUGCCUCCGACUCUCUCGCCUCCCCUGAUAUCAACGGUGACCUUGUCUACUCUGAGAAGGCCGGUUACUAUGCUGCUUACAUCGUCGUCACCUCUUACUCUGGUUCCGCCUCCGGCCACUUCGGUGAUGCCAUCCGCUACAUCACCAAGGCCGGCAAGCUCGAGACCAUCGCUGGCGCCUCUUCCUCUUGGGGCUGCUCGCACAACACCGGUAUUGCUUUCGAGGCGGCUGACGAGGCUCCUUUCGCGUCCCUCUGCGCCGAGGACCAGGGUGCUAUCUGGCUGAACACCGAGACCCAGGGCAUGGGCAACAACGGUGUCAAGGUCUCCAACGAGCACGUCAUCAACGGUGCCAGCAACGAGCCCAUGGGCGGAAUGAGCGGUUCUUACAGUGUCCUCGCCCGCUUCAUCGACUCCGACUCGUACAUCUUCUCCUGGGUCUCCCGUGGUGCCAUUGACCUGACCGAGAACUCGUGGAUGGGCGCCGGCUACACCACCUCCCAGAACCGCACCAACAACCGAAACAUCGCCAUCGCUCUCUUCUCCGACAAGAAGACCCUCAAGGGAUCCCAGGCCACCUCCGUUGUCGGCUCUGAGGACGGUGACAGCCAGGUCAACUGGAUCACCGAGGGCUCCAACGAUUGCUCCAACGCCCACGUUGCCGCCUUCGAUGGUACCAACGCCCUUGUCUCUUGGGAGGAGAUCUCCAACCCCAUCUGCGACUUCGAUGCUAUGGGCUGCCGCGGUACCUUCGCCGGUACCAAGUUCCAGCUUGUCGACAGCACUGGCGCCAAGUCUGGUGAGGCCAUCUCCUCCACUGACACCACCGUUGCCGGAGACAUGGUUACCAUGUCCGACGGCCGUAUCUGCUGGCCUUACGUCUCCAUGGCAUGGUCUCUUACCGGCCCUACCACUGGCAGCGCCGUUAGCAAGAUGUCCUUCGCCUGCAUGAGCAACGGAAGCGGUACUGGCAGCUCUGCCUCCUCCGCCGCUGCCACCAAGUCCGCUACCAAGUCCGCUGUCGCCUCGUCUGCUGCUCCCACCAAGUCUGCUGCUGCCUCUUCCGCCGCUGCCGUCCAGUCCACCGUCGCUGCCGUGUCCAGCUCCGUCAAGGCCGUUGAGGAGACCGCCGAGACCACCACCUCUCUGCCCUCGGAUGCUCCCCGUCCUACCUUCGUCACCCUCUCUGAGUCCGUGUCCAACAUCCUGGCCGCGCCCUCCUCUUCCGGCGUUGCCUCUUCUGGUGUUGCCUCUUCGGCCGCCGCCGCCGUGACCUCCGCCGCUGCCUCCUCCGCCGCUGAGACCACUCCUGCCCUUCAGCUUACUGACGCCGUCACCUCUGCCAUCACCCCGUCUGUGCCUACCACCACCGCCAUGGCUGGCGAUGAUGAUGAGGGCGACUGCGACGAGGAGGAGUCCACUUCCACUACUUCCACCUCUACCAAGGUCUCCAAGACGAAGACCAAGACCCGCAAGACCAAGACCCGCAAGAGCAGCACUCGCACUCGCACCGCUGGCCAGGCCUCUGGUGCUAACAACACCAAGGUGUGCUCUGCCCACACUGUGGUCAAGACCGUCUACGUCACCCAGACCCCCCAGGCCGUGCCUCACAGGGGCUACUAA